Molecule: messenger RNA, 570 nt
Organism: Lactuca virosa
Lineage: Eukaryota; Viridiplantae; Streptophyta; Magnoliopsida; Asterales; Asteraceae
Source: the annotation of a GenBank genome assembly
AUGGCAGUUGUUUGGGGCAACCAUAUGUGCUACAGGCCUAUCUGUAUUGCUACUAUCCGACUCUGGAGUGGCUCAAAUCCAAUUUUAGGUGAUGCCCAUGUUAUUGCAGGAACAUACUUCUUUGCAGUAAGCAAUGUUGGUGAGGAUCUUUGUGUGAAAAAGGUUGGUAGGGUCGAGGUGAUUACAAUGCUUGGUCUUUAUGGGAUAAUAUUAUUUGAGAGAAAGGAUCUUAGAUCCAUAUGUUUGUGGCCUCAAAUUAUUUUAAGUUUCCCAUGGUAUGGAAAAGUAGCGUUUAUCUUCUGUACUUUGAUACCACUUGUUCUGAGGGUACUGGAGCCACGAUCUUCAGUUUUCUCGUUACUUACAACCAACAUCUGGGCAGUGGUCAUUCAUGUGUUUUUACACCACCAGAAGGUGGACUGCUUAUACUAUAUGUCUCUUUUACUCGUUGAUCUUGGACUAUGCAUAAAUUCAAAUGCGGACAAAGAUUCCAAUGAAUUAACCAAAGUUGAAUGUGAUGAUCUUGACCAAUCAUGUCUGCUGCUACCGAUGGGAGCCUACCUUGUAUAG